AUGUCGACAAAGCCCGAGAAAAAAUCCAAGAGGCGCAAAACGGAGGAGGAGGAGAACGGCGAGCCUACGAUGGAGGCCAAAUCGCCAAAAAAAGCCAAGAAGGAAAAGGACGAAAUGGAAAUCGACGUUCCGUUGGAGGAUCUCUCACCAAUUGCGCAUCCUUUGGCUCAGAAGAAACUGCUCAAGAAGGUGCACAAAACUAUCAAGAAAGCGUCCAAAGCUCGCCAGAUUAAACGCGGAGUGAAGGAAGUUGUGAAAGGCAUUCGGAAAGGCGAAAAAGGCCUGCUUAUCCUUGCGGCGGAUAUCAACCCCAUUGACAUUAUUUCGCAUCUCCCCAUACUCAGCGAGGAGGCCCAGAUACCGUAUAUAUUCGUGCCUUCAAAGGAGGAGCUGGGGAACGCUAGUUCAACAAAACGACCAACAAGUUGUGUGAUGGUUUGUCCAGACCAGAAGAAAAAGGCCAAGGCCAAGGACGGUGAUGAGAAGGAUGAAGACUACAGAGAGUUGUACGACGAGGUGCGACAGGAAGUAGAAGCAUUGGAUACCAAGAUUACCCCGUUUGCGACAGCUUUUGCUACUCUUCCGUUCCUUCCUUCUUACUUCGCCAUGGCACCUAAAGCCAAAAAGUCGCCCGCCGCAGACGUAGAACCCAAGGGUACUGCUCCCCCUUCCACUAAUGGGACCACCACGCCUGCCGAAAAAAAUGACACGUCGGACGCACCAACCGGCAGACCGGACAAGAAAGUCUUCGAUGCUGAACAAGACAAGCUCAAGGCCGACAUUGACGCUCUCCAGGCCAAGCUGAGUGCUGUCCGCGACAAGAUUGGUCUCGCUACCAAGUCAGGCCCUGGAAAUGACCGCAGAAAAGCGCUACUGGCCGAACUCGACUCCAUACGCGGGCAACAGUCGGAAACAAAAGUGUCCAGAAACAAGAUUCACGAGAACCUCAAGUCCAUGAACGAGAGUAUCGCCAAAAAGGUCAAGGACUUGCAGGCGGCCAAGUCCAAGACUCCAUUUAAAACGGUAGCUGAAGUCGACGCCCACAUCAAACAACUCGAACGACAAGUUGAAUCUGGCACCAUGAAACUCGUUGAAGAAAAACGCGCUCUGCAAGAGAUCAAUACCCAGAAACGCAACCGUCGCACUGUCGAGAACUUCCAAGCGGAGCAGGAGGCGAUUGACCGUGACCGCGCUGCCGUUGACGAGCUGAGAAAACAACUCGAAGACCCUGUCGCUAGAGCCGCAUCUGAGCGUUUCGACGCAAUUAAAGCUGAACUCGAUGUGCUCAAGAAGGAGGGUGACGAGGCGUAUAACAGUCGCUCGAAAUUAUUUGAAGAGCGAGACAAAAUCCAGAAUGAUCUCAACACGCUUUACAACGAGAAACGGGAGGCUUCGCAGCGUUUCCGGGACCUAAACGAUCGCUACUGGGCCAAAGUCAACGAAGAUCGUGCGCGACGGGCUGAACGACUGCGGGCACAACGAGCGGCUGAAGAAUUGCAGAAGAAACAAGAGCGGGCUGCUCGUAUUCGAGAGGAGGCAGAAAGCCCUGCUUACCAAGCUCAAAUCGAAGAUUGCCAGACACUCAUUGACUAUUUCUCUGGCAAGACAACCGGAACUGUGUCACUCAACAGUGCGCCAUUGACCACCAAAGCCGACGUUGCAGGUGUGCCCAAACUGGAUAUCCGCCAAGUCGAGGCUGCUCCGGAUGGUGUGGUUGUGCGAAAGAAGAAGGGCGAGGACGAUGAGGCGUACUUUGUUGGUGGAAAGGGGAAAGGCAAAGGCAAGAAGUCGACCCCCAAGACAACAGACGCGGAACCUACCGGCCAGCUCAAUGUCCCAUUCGCUACCCUAUCGGCCCUUCUUGCCCUUUCAAUCCCGCCUCCUCUUGCUCACGGAGAGGUCCCUCGUGUUAUCGAAGACCUCAAAACUAAGAAGGAGUGGUUUGAAGCCAACCAGGCUCGUGUUACCUCGGAGAACAUUGCCAAAGCAGAGGCUGAGAUUCAAGCAUUGAAUGCAGCUGCGAAGGAGUCGAAGGGCGACGAGAAUGGAGUUGUCGGGAAUGGCAAGGAACCCUCACCAUCUCCUGCACCUGAAGUUGUGGCCGAGUAG
Messenger RNA from Mycena indigotica, 2109 nucleotides. RefSeq lists its product as uncharacterized. Gene Ontology annotation, cellular component: nuclear outer membrane-endoplasmic reticulum membrane network; nucleolus; endoplasmic reticulum. The coding region runs from base 1 to 2109 and encodes 702 amino acids. The record is from RefSeq and is a predicted model, not a curated record. Gene Ontology annotation, biological process: ribosome biogenesis; intracellular mRNA localization. Gene Ontology annotation, molecular function: mRNA binding. The transcript is spliced from 7 exons. Lineage: Eukaryota; Fungi; Basidiomycota; Agaricomycetes; Agaricales; Mycenaceae.